AUGAAAACCUACCAUCCAGAUUGCCAGAUGAAGUUCAGCAAGAACCACGUCAUCGCGGAGGUCAAGGUGGUGAAGGACACCACCCCCUUGCUCGCCCGGCAGGAUACGUGCAAGAUGGGGGGUUGUGGUUACUGGAGGCGCAUCAGCACCUACCUCUGGCUGCUGACCGGCUUCCCUCUCCUCGCCGUCGCCCACUCUCUGGUCUGCCUCAUCUGCUGGCUUCUGGUCUUCUUCAUCCCCACCGCCAAGAUGAGCCUGCGCACCGUCACCACGAUUUUACUCCUGCCUCCCGAGUGCGUCCAUAUCCAGCGCCUGCGGAAGACGGAAGUCCCCUUAGAUGCGGAAGUGGUCCUUUGUUGUUACCGGGCGGUUUGUGCGUAUUAUUACAAAUACGCUGUGGAUGGGAUCAACGUCUUCGCUGUCAAUCUCCUCCCGUUGGUCAUCGUGACUCUGACUUUGGGCUACGCCGAUAAGCACAACCACUACACCGGCUCCGUGACCAAGUUCACCCUGGCCUUGCUCUCCAUCAUGCCUCUCUCCUACUACAUCGGCAUGGCGAUCGCCAGCAUCUCAGCACAGAGCAACUUUGCGGUGGGGGCCGUGGUCAACGCCACGUUUGGCUCCAUCACGGAACUCACCUUCUACAUCACGGCCCUCAUCAAGGGGGCUCGCGAGAAGAACCGGUGCUACGAGGAGAUCGUCAAGUCUGCCCUCACCGGGACCCUCCUGGGCUGCGUCCUUUUCAUCCCGGGACUCUGCAUGGUGAUUGGCGGCAUCCGACAUCAGGAGCAGAGGUUCAACAGCCGAUCGGCCGGGAUCAGCUCCGCUCUCCUGUUCCUGUCGGUGGGAGGUGUGUUUGCCCCAACUCUCUUCUCCAAAGUCUACGGAAGGCUGGUCUGUGGGGAAUGCCAGAACUUCACCCAGGAACUCCCCGGGCACUACGUCUGCCAGAGCUGUCACUUCGAUUUGAUGGAGAACAACGGGACUCUGUACUACAGCCAUAUCGAACCCCUGGUCUACACGGUGUCUUUGAUGCUCCCAGCCGCCUACUUCAUCGGGCUCAUCUUCACCCUGAAGACCCACUCCCACAUCUACGACAUCCACAUCAGCGACUGUCACAUGCCCGGUCACCAUCACAGCGCUGUGGUCCACUGGUCCCGCUGGAGAGCCGUGGUCAUUCUCCUGGUGGCCACCCUAGGCAUGUCCGCCUGUGCCGACCUGGCCACCGAGCACAUCAGCCCCAUUCUGAACAACUCCCCCGUCUCUCAGUACUUCAUCGGGGUGACUGUGCUGGCCAUGGUGCCCGAGAUCCCAGAGUUGAUCAACGGAAUCCAGUUUGCCUUGCAGAACAAUCUCAGCUUGAGCAUUGAGAUCGGGAACUGCAUCGCGGUGCAAGUCUGCAUGCUACAGAUACCCAUCCUGGUGCUCUUCGCCGUCUUCUACCCCACCGACUUCAUCCUGGUCUUCAGCGACCUCCAUGUCUACGCCAGCAUGUUCAGCGUGGUCCUCAUGAAUUACAUCUUUAUGGAUGGCAAGUGUGAUUACUUCCAAGGUACCGUGUUGGUGACGGUCUAUUUCAUCCUCCUGGCUGUGUAUUAUUUUGCCCCUUCUCCUGCUGGCUGCUGA
Messenger RNA from Protobothrops mucrosquamatus (brown spotted pit viper), 1626 nucleotides. RefSeq names its product putative cation exchanger C521.04c. The transcript is spliced from 14 exons. The annotation marks the transcript as partial. Lineage: Eukaryota; Metazoa; Chordata; Lepidosauria; Squamata; Viperidae. Gene Ontology annotation, molecular function: calcium:proton antiporter activity. The record is from RefSeq and is a predicted model, not a curated record. Gene Ontology annotation, cellular component: membrane; endomembrane system. Gene Ontology annotation, biological process: intracellular calcium ion homeostasis; calcium ion transmembrane transport.